CUGAUUUGCCCUUCUAAAAAAAAAAAAAACCGCCUCGAACCUUAAAACUCGGAGGAGAGACAAAAAAGAAAAGAAAAAGGGGACAUCACUGUCAUUCCGCCAAAUCCUUAGUGGCAAAAUAGCUCUUAUAUUUUCAGCCUGUAAGAGAAGAAUCCUUCCCUUGUUCGCUCUCUUUCGCUCUUCUCCGAUCGGAUUCUCCAACAAAUAAAAAUGCUAGACCAGGCAAUUCCGAUCAAAUCAGAUAAUUUUACACUUACUUUUCAUGAUUUUUAACGGUUCUGAUUGAAUUGAUUUUUAUUUUUUUCUGAUUUUUUUGGUUUGAGAAAAAAUGGAUGGAUCAGGAGGAAGAGGAGGAAGUGGAGUGGAUAAUGUAUUAACUAAUUACAAGCUUGGAAAAACGCUUGGAAUUGGUUCGUUUGGAAAGGUUAAAAUUGCUGAACAUGCUUUAACUGGUCGUAAAGUUGCUAUUAAGAUUCUUAAUCGCAGAAAGAUUAAGAAUAUGGAGACGGAAGAAAAAGGGGUCUUCCAAGCCAUUUUUCUCCUGGUGCUAGAGAUUUGAUCCCAUGGAUGCUUGUAGUUGAUCCAAUAAAGAGAAUGACCAUUCCUGAGAUCUGCCAGCACCAUUGGUUUCAAGCACAUCUUCCAAGAUAUUUAGCUGUCCCCCCACCAGACACAAUGCAACAAGUGAAAAAGAUUGACGAGGAGAUCCUUCAGGAAGUGGUCAGGAUGGGAUUUGAAAGGAACCAUCUGGUUGAAUCUCUUCGCAACAGAAUUCAAUUCGAGGGAACUGUUGCUUACUACUUACUAUUGGACAAUUGUUUCCGAGUCUCCAGUGGCUAUCUUGCUGCUGAGUUUCAGGAAACUAUGGAAUCUGGCUUCAACCGCAUCCAUCCAAAUGAACCUACAGCUCCAGCUUUUGGACACCGUCUUCUGGGAUGUGCUGAUUACCAAGCAAUGGGUUUAAGAGGCCUUGAGAGGAAAUGGGCUCUUGGACUUCAGGUUAAGUUUGUGAUUUCCAAGAGGUUUUCCCACACCGAGGACUUUCUUUGACAUUGAUAGUAGUUACAUUGGUGAUUAGACAUCAAUUCAUUGGGCAUUCUGAGGUCUAUACUUUUAUUUCAAAUAAUGACUAGCCAUAUUAAAAAUGAACUACAAACAGCAGGAUAAAUGUGGUUGAUACUUUUACUAAUUGAGAAGUUUGGACAAUUAAGAAUUUAUGGCUGGGUUUAGUAUGUAGCACAUGUAUUCUGGAGUACCAGUACUGGGACUAACCUCUUUUAUGCACCAAAGUUUGACAUUGCGCUGUUUUUAGUUUAUAGUCUUGAGCCCAUCCACGU
Messenger RNA from Durio zibethinus, 1337 nucleotides. The record is from RefSeq and is a predicted model, not a curated record. NCBI's taxonomy places the organism in Eukaryota, Viridiplantae, Streptophyta, Magnoliopsida, Malvales, Malvaceae.